Dictyostelium discoideum AX4 is the source of this 1719-nucleotide messenger RNA. It is a transcript of the gene plbB, whose product is annotated as phospholipase B-like protein. The coding region runs from base 1 to 1719 and encodes 572 amino acids. Gene Ontology annotation, cellular component: extracellular region. The record is from RefSeq and is a predicted model, not a curated record. NCBI's taxonomy places the organism in Eukaryota, Evosea, Eumycetozoa, Dictyosteliales, Dictyosteliaceae. Gene Ontology annotation, molecular function: glycerophospholipase activity. The transcript has 2 exons.
AUGAAUAAAUUAAAAUCAAAUUUUAUUUUAAAUAUUGUUAUUUUAUUUACAAUUUUAAUAUUUAAUAUUAAUUUUAUAAAUUGUGAAAAUCAAAAACAACAACAACACCAACAACAACAACAACAACAACAACAACAGUCAUCAUCAACAACAACAACAUUACCAAUUUAUUCAAUUAAAUUUUCAAGUGAAACAGGAUUUACAAUUUAUUCAGGAAAUGAUUCAACAUCAAUUGCACAAAGUGGAUUUAGUAAUGAAAUGAUGACAAUGGGAUGGGCAUAUUUAACGAUUACAACCAAUUCACAAUUUGAAGAUUCAUUACAAGCAGAAGCAGCAGGUUAUAUUGAAGGUUAUUUAACAUUUGAAAUGAUUUGGCAAUGUUGGUAUAAUAUUUUAGUUAAUGAAUAUCAAAAUCAAACUAUACCAAAUCAAGUUUUAAAUUGGGCAAAUGAAAAUAUUGCCUAUAUGAAACAACAAGUUGCAACCAAUGAAAAUGAUCCAUAUUGGAUUAACAUUGGAUUAGUAUUAACUCAAUUAUCUGGUAUGGUAGAUGGUUAUAAUGCUGCAAAUCAAGACCCAUCACGUCAAUUAUCAUUUUUAGAUUUCAUUUUAAUUAAUAUGGAUGCUGAUUUAGGUGAUAUCAGUAGUACUUUUAAUCAAUCUACUUCAUUUUCUGAAAUUUCAAAUUUUAAAAAAUCAAUGGAUCAUAUUAAAAAAACUGAUCAUUGUUCUGGUUUAAUUAAAUUAACUGAUGAUUUAACUGAGUUAUAUUCUGCACAUACAUCAUGGAGUAGUUAUAUUAAUAUGUUAAGAAUUUUUAAAUCAUAUAAUUUUAAAUUUUCAAGUAUUACAAAUAUAAAAUCAAAAUUAACAUUAUUUUCAGGAUAUCCAGCAACAAUAGCAAGUUUAGAUGAUUUUUAUUUAUUAGAUACAAAAUUAGUAGUAUUAGAAACAACAAAUGGGUUAAAUAAUAAUGAUUUAUAUUAUUUAAUUAAACCUGAGUCAGUAUUAACUUGGAUGAGAGUUAUCAUUGCAAAUCGUUUAGCAAAUGGUGGUCAAUCAUGGUGUGAAACAUUUGAAAGGGAAAAUAGUGGUACCUAUAAUAAUCAAUGGAUGAUAGUUGAUUAUAAUAAAUUUGUACCAGGUGUAAAAGUACGUGAUGGUACAUUAUUCGUAUUGGAACAAGUACCAGGUUAUAUCGAAUUCGCUGAUGUUACUAAUGUAUUACGUACUGGUUAUUGGCCAAGUUAUAAUAUUCCUUAUUUUGAAACUAUUUUCAAUAUGUCUGGUUUCAAUGACGAAUUAACCGAUUCAAGUGAUUAUGAAGCUUAUGAAGAGGACGCUCGUUCACAAAUCUUUAGACGUGAUGCAAAUAAAGUUUAUUCUUUAACUGAUUUUCAAGCAAUAAUGAGAUAUAACAACUUUCAAAAUGAUCCAUUAUCUCAUGGUGAUGCUGCUAAUCAAAUCUCUUCAAGAUUUGAUUUAAAUUCACCAGAUUCACAAGAUUAUGAUGCUUUUGGUGGUGUGGAUAGUAAAGUUACCUCAUUCUCAUUGGUUAAUCAAUUAUUGGUAAUAGCUCAAUCUGGUCCAACUCAUGAUCAAGAACCACCUUUCCAAUGGUCUUCUGCUAAUUGGUCAAAUAUAUAUCCUUCAAUUGGUAUGCCGAAUCUUUAUGAUUUUGGUUGGGUAAAUUUUACUGAUAUAUCUUAUAAUUAUUAA